Durio zibethinus is the source of this 651-nucleotide messenger RNA. Its product is annotated as ras-related protein Rab2BV-like. Lineage: Eukaryota; Viridiplantae; Streptophyta; Magnoliopsida; Malvales; Malvaceae. Gene Ontology annotation, molecular function: GTPase activity; GTP binding. The record is from RefSeq and is a predicted model, not a curated record.
AUGGCAUAUAAAGUGGAUCAUGAAUAUGAUUAUCUAUUCAAGAUUGUAUUGAUUGGAGAUUCAGGCGUGGGAAAAUCUAACAUUCUUUCAAGAUUUACAAGAAAUGAGUUUUGCUUGGAAUCCAAGUCAACCAUUGGUGUUGAAUUUGCAACAAGGACUCUUCAGGUAGAAGGGAAAACAGUUAAGGCACAGAUAUGGGAUACAGCUGGUCAAGAGAGGUACCGUGCCAUUACCAGUGCUUACUAUAGAGGUGCAGUUGGGGCCCUUUUGGUUUAUGACAUAACUAAAAGGCAAACCUUUGACAAUGUCCUGAGGUGGCUGCGUGAACUCAGAGACCAUGCAGAUUCAAACAUUGUCAUUAUGAUGGCUGGAAACAAGUCUGAUCUGAAUCAUCUUAGAGCAGUCUCACAGGAAGAUGCAGAAAGCUUGGCUGAGAAGGAAGGCCUUUCAUUCCUCGAGACUUCAGCAUUGGAAGCUUUAAAUAUUGAGAAAGCAUUCCAGACAAUUUUGUUGGAAAUUUAUCACAUAAUAAGCAAAAAGGCACUGGCAGCACAGGAAGCAGCUUCCACCACUGGCCUUCAUGGCACUACCAUUAAUGUGUCCAAUCUGUCAGAAAAUGAAAAUAAGAGAGCUUGCUGUUCUUCCUAGAAG